Molecule: messenger RNA, 1356 nt
Organism: Pomacea canaliculata
Lineage: Eukaryota; Metazoa; Mollusca; Gastropoda; Architaenioglossa; Ampullariidae
Product: G surface protein, allelic form 168-like
Exons: 5
Coding region: 116-592 (158 amino acids)
Source: RefSeq, a predicted model, not a curated record
GUACAGUAAUACCUGAUGCCAGCAUCCAGUGUUCGCCUACCAGCCAGCCAUCGUGUGCACUCGCGGGCAAGCCUGACAGUUUAUUCUUCGACUUUCCGGCAGGUUGCAAGUGAAAAUGAAGGGUGUCUGUGUGAUCUGUGGAAUAAUAAUAAUUCUGAUGUAUUUUGACGGGAUACACUGUGUAGGUGAGACCUGCAUGAAAAACAAUGACACCUGUUCGAAUAGUACAGUGUGCGACCCGAGACAAGAGACAUCACCUAUGUGCUUGAUCAAGGCAAACGGAAACUGCACAGGCAACGAGUCCAAGUGUGUGAAGAUGGCGUCCUGCCAGAGCGGCAAGUGCACUUGCAACAGCACUUGGUCGGUUGCAGGCAAUAGCAUCUGCUUGUCAAAGUCCGGAGGAGAAUGCACGACGAACGGCACUUGCGUUGCAGAUGCCAUGUGUGUGGACAAGAAGUGCAAGUGUAAUUACAACGUGGCAAGUGACAGCAUGUGCACUUCAGGAGCGGCUGUCCUGGUCCAUCCCUUCAUUCUGAUCAUGGUCAUCGCACUUGGCGCAGCUAAACUUCAAAGUAUUUCUGACACAGCCUGACCCCGCCAGACAAGUGAUGCAUGGCCUUCCUAGAGCUGCUUUUGUUUUCAUUUAGGAGAGCCUGAAUGAUGGACCUCUUAAACUACUGUUUCCAGAUUAGCUUGACAUCGUAGACUCCUGCUGGCCACGUGUUAGUUGACCUCUCACAUAGCUUGUCUCAGUGACCUUUGUCUUCUAGCCAUGCUUGGAUCAUAACAUAUCAAGACUGCCGAUUAAUUUUGUGAAGGUGAAUGGCAGAUUCUAACACCAAUAGUUGGCUCUUCGGUAACAUAAACAUUACUAUGCAGCCUUGAAUAUGUCUUGGUUUUAUGUAAGUGCGAUCAAGACUGUAAUGACACACAACAACAACAUCUCUAGAAAGAAUCACACAGUACAGUUGGAAUGACAAAGUACAUGCAAUGUAAUUCUCCAGUUUACUAAUAUAAAUUAAAAAGUUCCGCUCUCCUAGAUUGAAGUAUAUGCCUAUGUUAGAGUUGGGGGAGGGGAAUAGAAAAUGCUUGAUAAAAGAUAAAGAGCCUUCAGAAAUGUAAUACUUUAAACGACAGAAAAGUGCAAAUAAUUUUACCUUCUAUAAAGGCAAACGCCAAAAUCCAGCUGUCAAACAUGUCAAACAUUUCAAACUUACUUUGAUGUUUGUAACUGUGGGUUACUAUUAAUUAUUGACAUGUACAGACAACAAACAGUGUUAGUUCUUUACGACCAAAACCAUUUUGUAAUCUUGUUUCACUGUCGUCUGUAGGCUUGAAAUAAAUGUUUUAAUAUUU